Molecule: messenger RNA, 5803 nt
Organism: Anopheles darlingi
Lineage: Eukaryota; Metazoa; Arthropoda; Insecta; Diptera; Culicidae
Exons: 24
Biological process (GO): proteolysis
Molecular function (GO): serine-type endopeptidase activity
Source: RefSeq, a predicted model, not a curated record
GGUUGAUCUCAGUGCAUUUCUAGCGGUUCUAGCAAUGGCAUCGUCAUUCACUUGUACGAUUUGGCUUUUCUGGUUGUUUCUGAUCUGUGUAAUUGUGCAUGGUCAAAUAUUGGACUCGACCUUCGAUAUCACGGAAAAUGAACCUGCCAAUAUAGUGUUGCCAAAUCAUCAGGAGUCUCUCAAUGACUGUCAUUUCCGGUAUUAUGAGUUUGGUAAAUCAUCAAUCAACAAGCCAGCAUUCGGCAUUCCUGCUUACUUGCGUGAGUUUGCACACAUGGCAGCCAUCGGAUGGUCGCAACCAGAUAAAACAACAAUGUGGAACUGCGGAGGCUCAUUGAUUUGGGAGAAUUUCGUCCUAACGGCGGCACAUUGCACAGAGGAUGCGAAUAACCUGCCGCCGGAUGUGGUCCGAUUAGGAGAUAUAGAUCUGUUUAAUGAUUCAGAUAACCAGUACGCACAACAGAUUACAAUAGUAGAAAUCUUUCGGCAUCCGGAGCAUCGCUUCAGUGCUCGUUAUCACGAUAUUGCUUUGUUACGACUUGAACGCAAAGUUGUACUGCAUGACACGGUAGCACCGGCGUGUCUGUGGAACAAUGAUGAAAUUCGCUUCAACACGCUGGAAGCAACCGGCUGGGGAGAUACCGGGUUUGCCCAAUCACGAACACCGACACUAUUGAAAGUGCUGCUGCGGCCGGUUGAUCGAGAAGAGUGUAGUGAACAUUAUCGAAAUAUUCGAGGAUUACGCGCUGGGUUGCAUGAUUAUCAAAUGUGUGCAGGACAUGCUUUGAUGGAUACCUGUCCAGGUGACUCUGGAGGUCCUUUGCUGGUGAAGCUGCUUCACAAUACCCGAGUCACUCCUUUCAUUGUAGCUGUGACAUCGUUCGGUAGUGCAUGCGGCCUUUCAGUACCUGGGGUGUAUGUUCGUGUCGCUCCCUAUAUUCCGUGGAUACAAUCGGUACUGAAGGCAAACGGUGAAGAUGGUACAGAUUGGAUAUUUGAGCCUCAAGCAUGUGCGCGGAAGUACGUGAACCUACGUGAAUACGAACCAAGAGUACUGCUUACGAAGGAUAGUAAGGAGGAGCAGCUUGACCUAACCAAAGCGCAUUUGUUUAGCGAUUCAUCGAGGCAAUUAGUCGAGAUCCAUUGGGAGAGUCUGAGGGUAAAUAACUCAAACGAAUGCUACGGUGUCAUUAUUGAUGAGAGCACAGUUCUAACAUUGGCUCGCUGUACAAUGGCCAAUGGAACGGAACCAACGCACGUGACGUUUGCUGAGAACAAAACCAACCUCAUCACUCAUAGAUACAAGCAUCCAAACUAUGAGGAAAGUACAUUUAGGAAUGAUAUUGGAGUGCUAAAGGUGAAGGAACACUUCGAAUUUAAUGCCGACUUUACACCUGCGUGUGUAUGGACCAAGAACACCUACCUUGAGCCUGAGAUGGAGGUCACAGGAAGAGGUCUUCUGGAACUCAAUGUAUUGUAUACCGAAGCAGCACCAGAAAUCGAUCGUACUUCUUUAACAAAUAUAGUGGAUGUACUGGGUAUAGUCAUGGAGCAGAACGGAACCAACUGCUCAUUGCCUAAACAGUAUAGAGAACAGGUACCGAGUGGACUGUCACAAGAACACGUUUGUUUCGGAGCAGAACCGUUCCUAGUACCCAGCACGUGCAGUCAGGCAUUUGGAGGGCCACUCCAGAGAGAGGUGUUUCGUUACGGACGUAGCUUAAUGUAUGUGAAUGCCUUGAACCUGUUCGGUAGGGACUGUGGAUUCGGAGAAUCGGCCGUAGCCGUUCGUCCAGCGCAUCACAGGAGUUGGCUAGAAUCGGUUCUUUACCCUCCGAAAGAAACCGAGAUCGUCUAUAAAAGACGACCAGUUACAUUUCUGCACGAAGGACUGGAGGAAGGAGACAACUGUACAGCGCCGAACGGAUUACCAGGCGUCUGUGUAAAUUAUAUGUACUGCCCAAAAGUGACGCAUGAUGGUCUGAGUGGCCGUGAGGUGAAGUUCUGUGAAACAGGGUCACUGGUGUGCUGUCCUCAUCGAAACAUACGAUAUGAAACGAACAGUGAUGCCGAGGAGAUAGAUUCUUGCGAACGCAAUCAAGACACAAGUAGCGACGAAGAAGAGGGAAGCGGCGACAUCAGAAGUGCAUCGUUAUCACAUGUGGUUUCAAUCGUUUGGCAACACGGUAAAGAAGAACGCGUCUGCAUUGGAACGAUUAUAUCUAACCGAACCGUGCUGACGGCUGCCAGCUGCGUAGACGCUGCUACACUUCCAAACUAUGUUAAAGUCGAGCAUCCUUCUCUAGAGAUACAGUUACGGAUGAUGCCGGAAGAUAUGAUAGUUCAUCCGGAGUUUGAUAACUCGACGAAGGAGCACAAUCUGGCACUAAUCAAAACAAAGAAUAUUAUUGUUGAUGAUGAUUUUAGAGCGUCACGGGCUUGUUUGUGGCGAAAUGCAACGCACACACCAUUCAUCAUAGAGCAGCUCGUUUUGGCUGAUGAGACCCUGGAGAGUAUGCAAGCGAUUGUGAAGUUCAGUACCGACUGUCGGCGGGCCUUUAGACGUGUUCUGUCAUCAUCCGAGCUGUGCUUGAAGGUUAUGAAUUUGGCCGAAGAACCGGUAUCGAUUGACGAUGGAAUGCCAGCAUUUUGGUCAAAGCGUGAUGGAGGAUAUGUGGUAGGAAUAGUUAGUCGUCGAUCAUCAUUCUUUGAUCCUUCCAUCAUUCUGUACACUCGAAUUUCAUCGUAUGUCGAUUGGAUCAAAUCGGAAUUUGGAAUGACAUCUCACUCUCCGGACUGUUGUUUCGUCGUCUUCUGCGAGUCCGUAGCGGUUGCCGGUUGUCGAUCUUCGUCAGAUGUUCAACCAAUGCUUCCGUCACUGGACCGUGACCGGAACGGUCGGAUGUCUGCGACUCAUCUCAGAGUCGUUCUAGUGCUGAUAGAGAUGGCAUCUUCGUUCUGUGGCGUUGCGACUACGAUCUUGUUAGCUUUGGUCCUAACAAUUGUUCUUACAGUUGAAGGCCAAAAAUUGCUGGCGCCCUCUGAUGAUAGUCCAGAGGCGGAGCAUAUGAUUGUGCCAAAUGAACCAAAGAGUCUUGACGACUGCCACUUUCGGUACUACGAGUUUGGAAAAAAAUCAAUAAACAAGCCAACCUUCGGUGUUCCCGCUUAUCUGCGGGAGUUUGCACACAUGGCAGCCAUCGGUUGGACUCAACCGGACAAAACUGUAUUAUGGAAUUGUGGAGGAUCACUAAUCUCGGAAAGAUUCGUCUUAACAGCAGCUCACUGCGCCCAAAGACAGGAGCCAGACGUGGUCAGACUAGGGGAUAUCAAUCUCUUUAAUGAUACGGAUGAUCAGUACGCACAGCAGAUAAGAAUAGCGAAGUUCAUUGCUAAUCCGAGUUAUAGUUUUUUGUAUGAGUAUCAUGACAUUGCUCUAUUGCUACUGGAACGAAAAGUUGUGUAAGUAAACUGAUAAGAACUCCGUAUUACUUGAAAUCAUCUACAGACAGGUUUUCCCAACAGAGUACACGACACGGUGGCUCCGGCAUGCCUGUGGAACGUUGAAGAGAUCCGCUUCACAAGUUUAGAGGCUACUGGUUGGGGAGCAGUCGGGUUUGUCGAAGGUCAAACGCCUACACUCUUGAAGGUGACGUUAAGCCCUUUUGAAAAAGAUCGAUGUAGCAAUUUCAUUGAAAAUAAUCGCAGAUUGCCUAAUGGCUUAGAUAGCAAUCAAAUGUGCGCCGGAGACGAUAAACAAGAUACCUGUCGGGGUGACUCUGGAGGUCCUUUGCAGGUGAAGCUUCUUCACAAUACCCGAGUCACUCCUUUCAUUGUAGCUGUGACCUCGUUCGGCAGACCUUGUGGUCAAAGUGUUCCCGGUAUUUACACUAGAGUUGCACCAUAUAUUUCAUGGAUACAAUCGACGCUGAAAGAAUGGGGUGAAGAUGAAUGGUUGCUACAACCACAGGCGUGUGCGCGGAAGUACGUGGAGCUACGCGAAUACGAACCAAGAGUGCAGUUGAAGAAGAUUGGAUCACAACAGCAGCUUGAUAUGACCAAAGCGCAUUUGUUUAGCGAUUCAUCGAGGCAGUUAGUCGAGAUCCAUUGGGAGAGUCUGAGGGUAAAUAGUUCAAACGAAUGCUACGGUGUCAUCAUCGAUGAGAGCACAGUUCUAACACUUGCUCGAUGUACAAUGGCCAAUGGAAUGGAACCAACGCACGUGACGUUUGCUGAGAACAAAACCAACCUCAUCACUCAUAGAUACAAGCAUCCCGAGUAUAUAGAGGGCUCGUUUAGGAAUGAUAUCGGAGUGCUUAAGGUGAAGGAACCCUUCGAAUUCAAUGCCGACUUUACACCUGCGUGUGUAUGGACCAAGAACACCUACCUUGAGCCUGAGAUGGAGGUCACAGGAAGAGGUCUUCUGGAACUCAAUGUAUUGUAUACCGAAGCAGCACCAGAAAUCGAUCGUACUUCUUUAACAAAUAUAGUGGAUGUACUGGGUAUAGUCAUGGAGCAGAACGGAACCAACUGCUCAUUGCCUAAACAGUAUAGAGAACAGUUACCGAGAGGACUGUCACAAGAACACGUUUGUUUCGGAGCAGAACCGUUCCUAGUACCCAGCACGUGCAGUCAGGCAUUUGGAGGGCCACUCCAGAGAGAGGUGUUUCGUUACGGACGUAGCUUAAUGUAUGUGAAUGCCUUGAACCUGUUCGGUAGGGACUGUGGAUUCGGAGAAUCGGCCGUAGCCGUUCGUCCAGCGCAUCACAGGAAUUGGCUAGAAUCGGUUCUUUACCCUCCGAAAGAAACCGAGAUCGUCUAUAAAAGACGACCAGUUACAUUUCUGCACGAAGGACUGGAGGAAGGAGACAACUGUACAGCGCCGAACGGAUUACCAGGCGUCUGUGUAAAUUAUAUGUACUGCCCAAAAGUGACGCAUGACGGACUGAGAGGCCGUGAGGUGAAGUUCUGUGAAACAGGGUCACUGGUGUGCUGUCCUCAUCGAAACAUACGAUAUGCAACGAACAGUGUGGCCGAGGAGAUAGAUUCUUGCGAACGCAAUCAAGACACAAGUAGCGACGAAGAAGAGGGAAGCGGCGAAACCAGUAGUGCAUCGUUAUCGCAUGUGGUUCCGAUUGUGUCGAGAAAUGGACGUGAGGAACGCGUCUGCAUUGGAACGAUCGUCUCUAGCAGAAUCGUGCUGACGGCUGCAAGCUGCUUACAUGCCUCGAAGCUUCCAUCGGAAGUAGAAUUGCGAAUAGGUAUGUCAACUGGACGGCUCCAGUUUAUUGCGGGAGAAGUGAUAGUUCAUCCGGAGUUUGAUAACACGUCGAAGAAACACAAUCUUGCGUUGAUCAAAAUGAAAGACACCAGGAAUGAGGAGCAGUUGGGACAAUCGCGUGCUUGCAUGUGGAGAAACCAAACGCACACACCAUUAAUGAUUGACCAGCUCGUCUUAGUUGACCGGACUUUCAAAACUAAGGAAUCUCAUUUGAAGUUCAACACAGACUGUCGGCGUGCCUUUAAAAGCGUUCUGUCUUCCUCCGAACUGUGCUUAAAGGUUGAGGAUUUGGACGAAGAACCUGUAUCGAUUGAAGAUGGUAUGCCUGCAUUCUGGUCAAAGCAAGAUGGAGGAUAUCUGGUUGGAAUAGUUAGUCACCGUUCGUCUGUCUCUGAUUAUUCUAUCGUUCGAUACACCCGCAUCUCAUCAUAUAUCGAUUGGAUCAAAUCGGAACUGUAGAAAUGCAAAGAUAGUUCCAAAAAUAAAAUAACUUCAAAGCAAACAGUUAUAAUUUGAGGGCCG